AUGGGAGGUGACGAUCAUCAUAAAUUAGACGAAGCUAAGAAUAUUGCUACUGGAGUUGCAGGUGGUGUCGGUGGUGGCGCUAUUGCGAACAAGUUAGGUUUAGGUCAAGUUGGAGGUAUAGCUGGUUCCGUUGCAGGCUCGAUUGGUGCUAACAAGGCUGAACACAAGGUUGAAGAAAAGAAGUAG
Molecule: messenger RNA, 186 nt
Organism: Debaryomyces fabryi
Lineage: Eukaryota; Fungi; Ascomycota; Pichiomycetes; Serinales; Debaryomycetaceae
Exons: 1
Coding region: 1-186 (61 amino acids)
Source: RefSeq, a predicted model, not a curated record